Molecule: messenger RNA, 963 nt
Organism: Cajanus cajan (pigeon pea)
Lineage: Eukaryota; Viridiplantae; Streptophyta; Magnoliopsida; Fabales; Fabaceae
Source: RefSeq, a predicted model, not a curated record
AUGGGUUCUGAGAAAGAAAAAGUUUGUUGGGAUCUUAAAGCAACUGAAUGCUUUAUCAUAGCAUGCUUGGAACAAGUGACUAACGGCGAAUGGUUGGGUACUAGUUUUACUAAGAAAGGAUGGUUUGGAAUUGCAAACAAAUUUAAGGAGUUAACAAGAAAGGUUUAUGAAAAAACAAAGUUUAAAAAUAGGUUUGAUAAUUUAAGAAGGGAAUGGAGGAUAUGGUAUAAAUUAUUUGGUAAAGAAACUGGGCUUGGAUGGGACAAUGUGAAGAAUACUGUUGAUGCAAAUGAUGAGUGGUGGGAGAGAAAGCAAUUGGAAAGUCCUCUAUACAUAAAGUUUAGAAACAAGGGACUUAUGUUUGCUCACAAUUUAACUGUACUUUUUAAGGAUGUAGUUGCUAAUGGAGAGUACGAAUGGAGUCCCUCAUCUAGAGUGUUGCCUCUUAAUCUUGGGGUUGAUAUGAAUGAUGUGUAUCGUCCAAGUCUAGAGGGAAUAUUUUUAGAUGUAAAGGAAGGCUCGGGUGAUAGUGAAGAUGCAAGUGUUGGUGCUACAAAUGCUUUAGGGGGGAUUAAUUUAAACGAUUCACAAAAAACAAUUAGCCAAGGGAUUGGUAGCCAAAAGAGUGGAGAAAAGAGAAAAAGAAGCAAUCAUAUUGAAAAGUUUAGUAAGAAGAAGACAACUACUUCUGUAAGAAUAGCCGAUGUAGUUAGUGUGCUAGUGGACACAUGUAUGUCACGUAAUGAAGUUAUAGCAACUACAUCAAUUCAGGAAGUGGUGAAUGAGCUUAAGACACUACCUGAAUUAGAAAAUGAUGAUGUCUUUCAUACACAAUGUUGCAACUUGAUGUUGUUCAAACCGGCAAGAGGAAUGUUUGUUGCUUUACGGGGGUUAGAUGAGAAAAGGAUGCAUUGGCUUAGGGAUGCAGUGAAAAAUCCUUUACUAUUUAAGGGAAAUAACUAG